Molecule: messenger RNA, 534 nt
Organism: Colletotrichum navitas
Lineage: Eukaryota; Fungi; Ascomycota; Sordariomycetes; Glomerellales; Glomerellaceae
Exons: 1
Coding region: 96-299 (67 amino acids)
Source: RefSeq, a predicted model, not a curated record
GACUCGACUCGACUCGACUCGACUCGACUCGACUCGACUCGACUCGACUCGACACGCCCAGGUCGUCGUCGUCGUCGUCGUCGGCGGCGGCAAGGAUGGAUCAACAAUUCAUUUAUAGCAGCGUUUCCUUCUCCCUCCCGUUACCCCAGUCCUGGCUCUGCAUGCCUGUCUGUCUCGCUCCUCCUGUCUCACUAUGCUUCGCAAGGUCGGGCUUCCAUGGGCGCCCGACUUCACCCCAUUCCUGCGCCGAGCUUCGUAUGCCUGGCAUUCGUCAUGAUAACACGGGACGGGCGUCAUAACGGUAAAGGCCAGAGGGGGCGGUGAGUCUUGUAGGCGUCGCCCGAUGCUCGGAAGAAAGCAAGAGAGGAGAAUAGUGACGAACGCAAGGGGGGCAAAAUAUGUGCGUGUCCCUUCGCCGUACUCCGUACGCCAUCGUUGCUACGGAACCCUUUCUUUUCCAACCCUAUCUCCGUCGACAACCUCGACAUGGCAUUCUGGUCCAAGACUGAAAACCGAGAGGGGGCUUGCCUGGUG